AGCUUUACAUUCCAAAUAAGAAACCAGUGAAACAUUAUAUAUAUUAUAGAAUCAAACUCCCAUCUUAUUCAUAGACCAAAAAAAUAAAAGUUAAAUAAUAAAAAACCCCCCAAUUUUCCGACACUAACAUAUAUCCUAGUAGAGCCCUAAAAAAUGGAGGAAGUAGAAGUUAUCAUAGUUGGAGCCGGCCCUGCUGGUGUGGCAACUUCUGCAUGCCUAAACCGUCUGAAAAUCACGAACUUAGUGCUUGAGAAAGAAGAUUGCUGUGGUUCUCUUUGGAAGAAAAGGGCAUAUGACCGUCUCAAACUUCACUUGGCAAAGCAAUUUUGCGAGCUUCCCUAUAUGCCUUACCCUCAAGGUACCGCUAAAUACAUCCCGAGAAAUGGCUUUAUCCAAUAUUUGGAUAACUACGUAUCUCAUUUUGGGAUAAGCCCCAGAUAUCACCGUGAGGUGCAGUCUGCUUUCUAUGAUUCGAAGAUGGAGAAAUGGUGUGUGAUGGCGAAGAACACCACGUCGAAUGUGCAAGAAGUUUACUGUGGCAAGUUCCUUGUGGUGGCAACGGGUGAGAAUAGUGAAGGCUAUAUUCCUAAGAUUAGAGGAUUGGAUACCUUCAAAGGGGAUUUCAUGCAUUCAAGCUUGUAUGAAAAUGGUAAGGCGUUUAGAGAUAAGGAAGUCUUGGUUAUUGGCAGUGGCAAUUCUGGCAUGGAGAUUGCUUAUGACUUGACCAACCACAAAGCAAAGACCUCCAUUUGUGCUCGUAGCCCGGUUCAUGUUCUCACAAAGGAAAUUGUGUUCAUAGGCAUGUUUCUUCUGACAUCCGGCUUUCCGUUAUUGUUAGUUGACAUAAUUGUUGUGAUUCUAAGCAUGUUGAGGCAUGGCAAUUUAUCCAAAUAUGGGUUUCAAAGGCCAAGAAAAGGACCGUUUUAUAUUAAGCAAAUAACUGGUCGAACCCCCACUAUUGAUGUUGGCUGUGUAGACAAGAUCAAAACAGGAGAAGUCAAGGUUUUCCCAUCAAUAGAUGGCAUAGAAGGAAACCAAAUCAAAUUCGAGAAUGGCAUGGUGAAUCACUUCGAUGCUAUAAUCUUUGCUACUGGCUAUAAAAGCACUGUGAAUUGCUGGCUAAAGGAUGAAAACAUAUUCUUUAAUGAAAAUGGAAUGCCCAAACCAAAAUUCCCAAAUCACUGGAAAGGGGAAAAUGGACUUUACUCGGCUGGAUUCUCAGGCAGAGGCCUAUUUGGCGUUUCAAAUGAUGCACAAAAUAUAGCCAAUGAUAUUUUCUUUGCUCUCAACAAACGCAAGAGAAGAAUUUAACUGAAGAAUCAGCGUUUUAUAUAACUAGUAGAUGGUGUUUGCUUUUCUUCUUAGCUUUAUUAUGAGUCUAUUCCUUUUUAUCCUCGGAAAGUCGACAAGUUGCCAGCUGGGUGACUGGGUCUCAGGGACUCAUUUAUGAAUAUAAAACAGUACAGAAAGA
This is a messenger RNA of Ziziphus jujuba (common jujube), 1471 nucleotides long. RefSeq names its product probable indole-3-pyruvate monooxygenase YUCCA11. NCBI's taxonomy places the organism in Eukaryota, Viridiplantae, Streptophyta, Magnoliopsida, Rosales, Rhamnaceae. The record is from RefSeq and is a predicted model, not a curated record. Bases 154 to 1311 code for a protein of 385 amino acids. The transcript has 4 exons. Gene Ontology annotation, molecular function: N,N-dimethylaniline monooxygenase activity; NADP binding; flavin adenine dinucleotide binding.